GAAUAUUUGUUUGAUUUUAGUUUCUUAUUAUAUGUUCGAUCUUUUUGGUUGAAGUUGUUUUUAAUUUCUACACUGCCUCCUUUUUAUUUCUGUAUGGAUUUAGUAAGUGGUUGUUGUGAGAGAUUUGAUAUUCUGAUUCAUUUUGCGCGAAAUUUCGUUUGAUUGAGUGUUUUAAAAUGUCAAAUGUCAGUUUGGUUUAAUGGUGGAGGAACCGUUGAGGAAGAGUCUCAAAAUUGUUGAAAUUGUGUUUUUUGUGUUCUUCUCAAUUUCUUGUUUCAUUUAUUUGUGAGGCCUAUGGACUGCCGAUUCGAACACAAAGGAUCUUGACGAUUUAAGAGUAGUUAAGCAAGUAUUUGCCUUCCACCACAUUGCCUAAUGCGCAUCAUUUCUAUGAAUUAGCUGGGAAUUAUUGGACACAUGAAUGUUGUUUUCAUAAUUGGUACUUGCCUUGCCACUACUCAGGCAACUACCCCUGUUGGUGAGAAAUUACGAACUUCCACAACGGUAUGAUAUUGUCCACUUUGAGCAUAAACUCUAAUGACUGUCUCUAGUUUCCCCAAAAGUCUUCGUAUCAAUGAACUUGUAUUCCUUACUUGUAAUCUCAUGAUCAAUUCCUUUAUUAGUCGACAUGGGACUCCUCUCCCAACCAUCCUCAUCAUUGUCAUCAAGUAAAAAGUAGACAGAAAAGAUUAAGGAUAUGGAUAGAACUCCUAGAAAUCAAGGCCUCAAUUGGACAAUUAAAACAUGAUGGGUUUGUCCUGCUUUUCCCAUGGCAGUCGGCGCCUAUCAAUUUGUAAAUUUGGUGGCCAAUGUUACUGCUUCCAUCAAAUACCCCAAAUGUUGGAGCUUCACCUUUUCUAGGAUAUACAUAUAUACAUAUAUAUGUAUGUAUAUCGUACAAAUCGAUCACCAUCUUAUAAUCUUGUGAUUCAAAACUGUGGUGUGGGUUGUGGAACACUCCUUGUUGUUCAAAGACUGGUUGUUGUUGAAGAAAGGUCUCUUCCUGACAAGAAUCAAAAUCUUGGAAGGGUAAUCUUGCAUAUGUUCUUGCAGCCAAUUAUUGGGGAGUUUUAUUUGGCGUUCUCUGAAGAUUCAAAGAAAAUGUCAGAGACCCCAAAAGUUAUUGGGAUGAAAGAGGAUGAAUCCCCUAAAUUCCCCUUCACUUGGUUCUCUUUUCUUCCCAAGUUCGACCUCCGAUUGCCGCUUCCGAUCAACGGCGGCAAGAAACCGCCGGCUACGGUGAUGGAUGAAGGUCCGAAGGACGACGACGAUGCUCAGAAGCCGGAGUUUGUGAGGUUUCCUAAAGCAAACUUGGCCGUUCCUUCGGUGGAGGUUGAAGCCGAUGUCUCCGGCAAGACUUCCAAUCCGGCGGUCAUCUGGCAGGUUUGUCUUCUCUUUCGUUUUUAUGGAAACUGGAUGAAAUUGANAGUUGCUGCUGGGAUAUUGCACUCUUAGUGUUUGUGGAUUUGACUGAAUUGGGAGUAAUUGUUGACUGUUGAAGCAUCUCAUUAAUGGUGAUUUGGAGGGUGGUUGGAGAACGUUUGAUUUUUCUUGUUCUUUGUUUUGCCUUUUCUGUGCUUAUAGUUUCAGCUUUCGGCUACCUUGGUUUCCCCUUCUUAACCUACUAUUGAUUAGUUUAGAGCUUUAGAUGAUAGCUAAUUGGUCUGUUUGGUGGCUAAUCAAUGGAUAGUUCUCCAUUAUCUUUGGAAACGUGCAAGGAUUUCUCUCAUGUACUAAUGCAAAUAGAGAACUAAACCUCAUCAGUCAUCGGGGAUAGAUAGAAAUCUUCUGGAUAGCAUUUAGGUACAAAGAAUUUCCAAUUUUCAACGGGGAUAGAUAGAACAGAAAUGAAUCUGGAUAUCUAAAUGCAACUUGGUAAAUUGUUUUCCCCCCCUAUUGUAUCUGCAUUUUAGCAACAUGACUAGCUGCUAUAGUAAUUGAGAACUCCAAAGCCAGUGUUUGAAAAUGGUUGAAUCUAAGGGAGCAAAGAGAUAGAAGCAAUUGAGAAGAAGGCUUAAACACAAAGGGAGGGGUGAGCAAGCCUGAUUUAUAUUCGAAGCCUGCAACCAUUUGUAUCUAUGUGCUAUUAAUUUCACUUUAUAUUCCUAUGUUAUCUUUUCUGUGCACGAGGGGUUGAAAAGUUCAUAUUGAUCUAGAGAUAAGGUAGUAUGGAAGAGGACUGGGGCCACUAUGGAUUGUUCAACUAGUAGAGAGUUCAUUAUCGUCAGCAUCUUACUUUAAUAUUUGAUUCUUGGUUGAAUUACAAGUUUAGUCUUCGAACUUUGAAGUUUAUCUAUUGGGUCCAACUUUUAAAAUGUCUAGUAUGUUCCUCAACUUUUAAUUAUGUAUCCAACAAGUCUUUGAUGCGUUAAAAAAUUUAUACAUAAAUUCAUUUUUGUGUCUACUAGGACUCUAACCUUUUAAUUUUAUGUCUAAUAUAUUCGUGAGUUUUUUUAAAUGUUGAAUAGAUGAAGGAUUACUAGACACAAAUCGAGAAUUCAGAGGUUUAUUGGACACAAGCGAAAAGUUUAAAGACAUACUAGAUACCUUUUAAAGUUAAGUUCUAUUGGACACAAAAUUGAGAGUUCAAAAGCUUAUAUACACUAGAAUAGAACGUUUGAACUUACAAUUGAAUCUUUAAUUCAUUUACUUGUUUUUAUUCUCCUGCCUUGGCUAAUAUUUUCAUUUACUUGUUUGGAAUUUGAGCUUUCAUGACUCCUUUUUUAUAACAUGAUCAUUUAUU
Cucurbita pepo subsp. pepo (vegetable marrow) is the source of this 2743-nucleotide messenger RNA. NCBI's taxonomy places the organism in Eukaryota, Viridiplantae, Streptophyta, Magnoliopsida, Cucurbitales, Cucurbitaceae. The record is from RefSeq and is a predicted model, not a curated record.